Mycotypha africana is the source of this 1542-nucleotide messenger RNA. RefSeq names its product glucose-6-P dehydrogenase. The record is from RefSeq and is a predicted model, not a curated record. Gene Ontology annotation, molecular function: NADP binding; glucose-6-phosphate dehydrogenase activity. Gene Ontology annotation, biological process: pentose-phosphate shunt, oxidative branch; glucose metabolic process. The transcript is spliced from 3 exons. Gene Ontology annotation, cellular component: cytosol. The coding region runs from base 1 to 1542 and encodes 513 amino acids. NCBI's taxonomy places the organism in Eukaryota, Fungi, Mucoromycota, Mucoromycetes, Mucorales, Mycotyphaceae.
AUGGAUCCUAUCAAGCAAAUGCAAAAGCAGGUAUGCGAAGAACUUCACGGUUCUAUCACUAUUGUUGUCCUGGGUGCUUCUGGCGACUUGGCCAAGAAAAAGACUUUCCCUGCACUUUUCGGUCUUUUUAAAAAUGGCUUUUUACCAGCGAAGACAAAGAUUUUUGGUUAUGCUCGUACACAAAUGGACCAUGAAGAAUUUGUUAAACGUGUUACUCAGUACAUAAAAGCAAAAGGCUUGGAAACACAGCUGGAUGAAUUUAAAAAUAUACUGACGUAUGUUUCUGGUCAAUAUGAUCAAGAUGAAGGAUUUGCGAACUUGAAUGAAUUGAUUCGAAAGAGCGAAAAAGAACGCAAAAUUGAAGUAGGCAACAGACACCGAAUGUUCUAUAUGGCUUUACCACCAUCUGUGUUUAUUCCGGUUGCACAAGGCCUGAAGAAAAAUGUAUAUGCUAGAGAAGGAUUAAAUCGUAUUGUCAUUGAAAAACCAUUCGGUAAAGACAGUGAAUCUUCAGCUGUCCUCGCGAAGGCAUUGGCCAACUGUUUUACAGAGAGAGAGACGUUCCGUAUUGACCAUUAUCUUGGAAAAGAAAUGGUUAAAAAUGUAUUGAUGGUACGAUUCGCAAACGUCUUCUUCUCGCAAGUAUGGAGUCGCGUGAAUAUCGACAAUGUACAGAUUACUUUCAAGGAACCAUUUGGUACCGAAGGUCGUGGAGGCUACUUUGACGGAUUUGGUAUUAUUCGUGAUGUGAUGCAGAACCAUUUACUACAAGUGUUGUCACUCAUUGCUAUGGAGAGACCUAUCUCAACGGAAGCAGAAGAUAUUCGUGAUGAAAAGGUGAAGGUAUUGAAAUGCAUUCACCCUGUAACCGUGGAAAACAUAUUGCUGGGACAGUACGUGGGCGCAAACGGCAAGCCAGGCUACCUCGAAGAUGAUACAAUCAAGAAUAAAAAGAGCUUGACGCCUACUUUUGCUGCUCUAGUAUUAUUUAUUGAAAAUGAGCGUUGGGAGGGAGUUCCAUUCAUUUUGAAGGCAGGAAAAGCAUUGAACGAGGCAAAAGUAGAAGUACGAAUACAAUUCCGUAAUGUGGCAGGCUCACUGUAUCAAAAUGCAGCACGCAAUGAACUUGUUUUACGUGUACAGCCUGAUGAAGCAGUCUACAUUAAAUUCAAUAACAAGCAGCCUGGGCUCUCUUAUCAAACAAUCCAGUCUGAACUCGAUUUAACAUAUCAGUAUCGAUAUACAGAUAUGUCAAUACCGGACGCAUACGAAUCGCUGAUUUUGGAUGUGUUGCGAAAUGACCAUAGCAACUUUGUUCGAAGUGAUGAAUUGGAAGCUGCGUGGAAGAUUUUUACCCCUUUACUCCACAAAAUCGAUGAACGUCAUGAAGAUAUCCACCUCUAUCCAUACGAAUACGGUUCAAGAGGCCCGGCUGAAUUGGUUCCUUUCAUCAGAAAAUAUGGUUAUGAUCGCUCUAAUGUAAACUACAAGUGGCCGCUUCAAAGUGUAGCUACUACUGCUAAUAAGGAACAAAAGUUGUAA